Danio rerio (zebrafish) is the source of this 4578-nucleotide messenger RNA. NCBI's taxonomy places the organism in Eukaryota, Metazoa, Chordata, Actinopteri, Cypriniformes, Danionidae. The record is from RefSeq and is a predicted model, not a curated record.
CUGGCUACGGGCCCGACACAGGACUACAUAUUUACCUAAUUAAUGUGUGGUUCUCAGUCACUUAAAGACUAGCAAAUUGCAGACGUUUGAAUGACGUAAUCAACACUUUCGAUGUGGAAAAUAUAAUUAUAAUCUUAAACGUACUGGAUGAUGCCACAGCGCAGACAGCUGAUUGUGCUGUAAACAGGAAAGAAUCUUCAGAAAUGAAUGAACUGCGGGUCUUCAGGUAGACCAAACGACCUUGUAAAGGAAAUGGUAAGGGUUCUGUGAAAAAACCAUUCUGUGUAACCGGAUGUAGUGAAGGGGAAUCUGAGGUAUGCCUGGUGCCUCCCCCGCCCAUUUUCUCGCCUCCGCCGUUUCUGUCAUCUCGACGCAUCUCCUCUCGAGCACCGCGACUAGUCCUUCAUCUACCUGGCCGCUCAUAAAGCCAUUCCUGCUCGCUCAACCGGGGAAACUCCACAACACAACAGUGCCGCAGACGUAACGAUGCCAGAUACCGAAUAACGCCGAGGAGAAAAAAAAAAUCCUUAAACCACAGCGAGCACAAAGUCACGCUCCGAUACGCACGACCACACGCGCGCACGGGAGAGAGCAGUUCACGCGCGGCAGAUGCUUCCCCGUCCUCGCUGAGAUGAUGGCUCUGUGGACGCUCUUCUGCAUCCUCGCCAUUGUGAAAAGCGGUUAUGGGGCAGAUACAGAAGAGAGACUGGUGGAGCAUCUUCUCAAUCCAGCUCACUACAACAAACUGAUCCGACCAGCUACUAAUGGAUCAGAAGUGGUGACAGUGCAGCUGAUGGUCUCGCUGGCGCAGCUCAUCAGUGUGCACGAGAGAGAACAGAUCAUGACCACCAAUGUCUGGCUUACACAGGAAUGGCAGGACUACAGACUAACAUGGAGCCCAGAAGAGUUUGAUGGCAUGAAGAAGGUCCGUCUUCCCUCCAAGCAUAUUUGGCUGCCUGAUGUUGUUCUUUAUAACAAUGCUGACGGCAUGUAUGAGGUGUCAUUCUACUCCAAUGCUGUCGUCUCCUAUGAUGGAAGUGUCUUCUGGUUGCCACCAGCGAUCUAUAAGAGUGCCUGUAAAAUUGAGGUGAAGCACUUCCCAUUCGACCAGCAAAACUGCACUCUAAGCUUUCGUUCCUGGACCUAUGACCGUACAGAAGUGGACUUGGUUCUGCGUGCAGACGUGGCAAGCAUGGAUGAUUUCACACCCAGUGGUGAGUGGGAUAUCAUUGCUCUUCCUGGCCGUCGAAAUGAGAACCCUUCAGACCCAACUUACGUAGACAUCACCUACGACUUCAUCAUCCGCCGAAAACCCCUGUUCUACACAAUCAACCUCAUCAUUCCUUGCGUCCUCAUCACCUCGCUGGCCAUCCUGGUGUUCUACCUGCCGUCAGACUGUGGCGAAAAGAUGACGCUGUGCAUCUCGGUGCUCCUUGCCCUCACUGUGUUCCUGCUGCUGAUCUCUAAAAUUGUGCCCCCCACUUCUCUCGAUGUCCCUCUGGUUGGGAAGUAUCUGAUGUUCACCAUGGUGCUGGUCACAUUCUCCAUUGUGACGAGUGUGUGUGUGCUGAACGUGCACCACCGGUCGCCCACCACACACACUAUGCCUCCGUGGGUGAAGUUGGUGUUCCUCAACAAGUUGCCUGCUCUUCUCUUCAUGCGGCAGCCGCGUAACAGCAGUGAACGACAGCGUCUGCGCCAACGUCGGCGUGCCAAUGAACAGCAGGAAGGUGGGCGAGGGGGUCUGGCUGCCGGGCUCAUGGCAGGAUUGGGUCUGAGCGGCUCUUCAUCAGGGAGCAAAGAGAACAAUGAGGCUUGCACAUGCUAUGUGAACCGGGCCUCUGUGAAACAGUUUGGGGCAGAGUUGGGUGGAGGGGGUGGUGGAGGUGGGUCAACAGAUGGACUAAACGGAAUAAGAGAAGGGGGCAGAGAGACCAGGGAAGGAGGUGCAAAUCCAUUGCAGGGAUCUGCUCUACCUCGGGGGAAACAGCAGCCCCCUACUGUCCUCACUCAGGCUCUGCUGGCCCAGGCCUGUCCAGGGUUUGAGGAGGCUGUAGAUGGAGUCCGCUUCAUCGCAAACCACAUGAAGAGUGAGGAUGACGAUCGUAGCGUGAGUGAAGACUGGAAAUAUGUGGCCAUGGUGAUUGAUCGCCUUUUCCUCUGGAUCUUUGUGUUUGUGUGCGUCUUUGGCACAAUCGGAAUGUUCCUCCAACCUCUGUUUCAAAACUACACAGCCAAAACAAUCACCCACACACCAGGCUGACUAACCACCACCCCCCGGCACAACAAUGGACUCUACCCACCAUCAGCUGCGACAGGAGGGCGAAGGCAGGAGGGGGGGUCUGCGGAAGGGGAGGGCAAAUAUCACUCUGGACUAGCAUUAGGUUUAUAUGAACCAUUUUUGGAAUAUCACGCAGAGUGGGGAUUUGGUCCAGGAUUCCCGUUCAGGCCUCUCAUCCACUCCACCUUCCCCUCCUUUUAGGUGACAAACCACACAAGCCAAUCGACGAGAAGGGAAACACCUGUUUACUUUGCUCAGCAGCCAAUCAGCACUCUUUUCUGCAAAUAGCAAGCCAUCCACCGCCCACAAGCUCUGAAAUGAGCGGUCUGCUUCCUCAAGAGUCACAUGACUUCCGUUCGUUACCUGUACUUGCAAGGUACUCAGACAGGGAUGAACUAAAAUGCUUGAUCUAAUGUCAUUUCCAUAAGGUUUUCAUGCUCGUAUUUAUUUCAUAUGGUCUAGAAGCCUGUCAUGAUCCAUUUGUUUACGAAGCAACAGUCUCUGUUCUAUAUGAACACACAGAUGGUCAUUAGACAAUGGGCUUUGAUGGAGUAUUGUAUCAUCAAUAAUUUACUGUACUUAAUGUGUGAUUUGUAUUAUUGCAACACGCAACAUAAGAGCAACCUAAGAGGGAGGAUGCCUGAUGAUAUAGAAUGAUAUAGAGUGGGCUCUUAAUGACUAUAUGAAGUGGUACUAUAAAGUAUUAGGUUUAAGUCUUUGGUUUUGGAGAGGGUUGGUUCUCAACAUAAGUGUCCCAAGUUGUGCAUUUUCAGUACUGCACUGAAUGAUGAGCUGCGCCUAGGCCCUAAAUACAGUACUUUACAGAGGUCUGAAGUGGUUUGAACAAAAUGGCUAAUACCCAGACAAAUUAGCGUUAGAGUGUGUUCACGCUUGUAGUUUGGUUCGCUUGGUAUGGAAAAUGAUACAUUUAAUCAUGGUACAGUGUUUGGAAGGCCAAACCUAAAGAUAAAAAGCAAAAACUGAUGUACAUUUUAUGACCAUAUUAAACAUCCAAAUUACCGCAGUGUGUUGGGCUGUUGGGGUAUGUGUAUUUUUAUCAGUUAAGACACAUGAAGAGCUUAUAAAAUGUGUAAACAAAGAAUUUCUUCAUUGUCCACACCAGUGACACCUGUAUUGAACUGUAAGGGACUACAAUAAUGAAAAAAAAAACAGGUUUGCCAGAGUUUUUAGUCCAAUCAGAUGUCUUUGGUCUGUGUUGUAUUCAUAUGUUGGUUAAACUGCAAAAGUGUUUGUGUGGAAGUGGACCAAGACUCAUCUUUUUUAAAGAUCUUUCUGCUUGUUUGGUCCACACCAUGGUUCAGAUGGCUAAUGAAUGAGACUUAAGCCAAAAUUUAUUUCUGUGUUGAGUGACUGGUGUACUUCACAACCCUUCCCCUUCUGCAUUCUGUUUGUUUUGCCCUGCAAUAAUACUUAAGAAACUAGUAUUCAGUACACAGUGGGGUUUCUGUGAGCUGGAAACUGUCAAGUUUCUUUGCUGAUGUUUUGAGUUCACGGUAAAAAUCUGUAGCAGUAGUUCAAACUCACACUCAUUCAGGGAAGAAAGAAGUGGGAACCAGUGAAUGUACAACAACUUUAAUCAUUAAUUAAAAACAAAACAAAAGCAUCCUUAUGGAGCUCCUCCACGGAACUCAAGUCUUGUUAAACACUCAUGCUACCGGACUUGCCCUCCCAUAGCUCUCAACCACAGAUGACUCUGUUUCAUCGCAACAUAUAAUUACAUUUUUCAGAGGUACAGGUAAAAUGAGCUUAAUGAAGCUAUUGCAUCUAAGUUAGUAGCAUUGAUCAAACCAAAUCUACCAAGUGUGAACACACCCUUAAAGACUGUGAUUUAGUGACUCCCAAGUUGGCAUAAAAAAGAUGAAAUCCUGAGCAGUACUGCAGUACUGGACCCUGGACCUCCUAUAUUUUCCUUGCUCUCUCCUUUUCCCUAAUGUUCUUGUUUAUCUCUCUUGUUCCCAUUAAUCCAUUUGGUUCACACCACAUCCUUCGAAAUACAUCAUAGCUUUUCAUGAAAUUGUAAGGCCACUGGUUAUGUCCAUUCUCUUAUUUAAUUUCAUUUCAUCAGCAACUUCGGAGAUCCUUGAGCUUAUGUGAGGGGUGUCAAAAUUAAUUGUUUCUUUAAUGCACCAUGAUGCAGACGUGAACAAUUCAGUAUUGGUUCGGUAACAGGUCCUAACCGGUUAUUAUGUACUGAUGCCAUUUAUUACAUAUAUUUUAUAUGGCGGCAGCUUACUACGGCGAGGGAGGAGACUGCAAGUAAUUAAAAUGCUCCAACU